Molecule: messenger RNA, 3610 nt
Organism: Cyprinus carpio (common carp)
Lineage: Eukaryota; Metazoa; Chordata; Actinopteri; Cypriniformes; Cyprinidae
Product: carbohydrate-responsive element-binding protein-like
Biological process (GO): regulation of transcription by RNA polymerase II
Cellular component (GO): nucleus
Molecular function (GO): DNA-binding transcription factor activity, RNA polymerase II-specific; protein dimerization activity; RNA polymerase II cis-regulatory region sequence-specific DNA binding
Source: RefSeq, a predicted model, not a curated record
AUCACUUUAUCACGCUUGAUCUUUGACCUGCAGCUGCUGCGCACUGAGUCUGCAGUGGAGUAGAGAGUGAAGCGCGCCUCCUCAGAUGGCGUUUUUCUCAGUGACCUGCAUUUGAGCAGCGUGACAGGACUAGAUCAGAACCGAUGGCAAAGGCAGAGUACUCAGAAACCUCAGAGCCCAGGCAGAUCGGACCGGAUUCAGAGUCCGAUUCGGAUCCGGAGGACCACUUGCCCAGUGUGAACGCAGGGGCUGGAUUGGAGUCGUGCCGGCGCACUCAGGUGAUCCACAGCGGACACUUCAUGGUGUCCUCGCCGCACAGUGACUCAGUCAGGAGGAGAAGCGCGGCUCUCUAUAAUGCUGAUAACUAUGAUUUUGACACCGUUAAUAAACCGGAUUGCCAGACCUACAGCUUCGGUCCACUGAGCUCCAGACUGCUGAGCAUCGACCCCACGCUCACGCGCCUGUUUGAAUGCAUGACACUGGCGUACAGUGGGAAGAUCGUGUCUCCAAAGUGGAAGUCUUUCAAAGGCUUGAGGUUGUUGUGGAGGGAUAAAAUCCGGCUGAAUAACGGCAUUUGGAGGGCCUGGUUCAUUCAGUAUGUGGAGAAAAGGAAGAACCCCGUGUGUGGGUUUGUUACGCCGCUGGAGGGUUCGGAGGCGGAUGCUCACGGCAAACCUGAGGCGAUUGUUUUGGAGGGAAGCUACUGGAAGAGACGGAUAGAGGUGGUGAUAAAGGAAUAUCACAAGUGGAGGAUUUACUAUAAGAAAAGAGUUCAGAAGAGCAAAGACCUGCUGUCCAUGCUACAGAAGAGUCCUAUCAGCAGGACAGGCCUGGAGAAGUGGACCAGUCAGAUCUAUCCAGAGCCUGAGGCGGCUUCAGAGGAAGUGCACAUGUUUGACUUGGACUGCUUCCUGUCCGACAUCUCAGACACACUGUUCACCAUGACCCAGAAACCCAGUCCCUGGAGCGGAGACCGCCAAAACAUGUACACCAGUAAUGCAGACAUGAUCCAGCCCGGCUUGACUCCAUUACAGCCCAGCUUGGACGACCUGAUGGACAUACCAGACAUUUUCCUGAGUUUCCGUGGGCAGCCGAUGGAGCACGUGGUUUAUUCAGACUGCGGCUUCUUUGAGAAUUCGUCUAGCGGGGCGUUUCCUUCAACUGCUUCCUCUGCCGUCCCCAGUCAGAUGAUGCACACAGGAUCUCUGCUCACACAGCCUCCUCUCUCAGCUGAAGGUUUAUCCCAGCCGUCCUCAUCUGUAAACCUACCUGGACCCAGUUAUCCUCGCCAGAACAUCAUCCCCGACAUGAACUUCAACCCCAGUGGUGAAACCUCAGAGCCCAAGUUCAAAGGGCACUCAGAAUACAUCAGUGACUUCCAUCACUCUCUGAACCUCUCGUCUGGCCUGGUCCCAUACAGUCAGCAGACGUCGUUCAGUGGUCACACCACUGAGAUGCCAGGUGUUAUGGCACAGGAAAGCCCUUACUCAUCAGCCUGCCUCAGACACAGUUAUUCCUCCAGCCAAUCACGGACCUGUGCGGCUGCCACGUCCACGGUCAUCACCCACACUGGUUCUGCCAUGACCGGCCUGCCAUUGGACGCCCAGCAUGGGUACUCCAGCGUGGCUGAGAUGUUUCCUCCUGCCACCUGCAUGUCUUUGAGCUACCAGCCCAUGAUGGCCACCCCGUCUCUGCCUUCGCCCGGCGUCUCUCACUGCUUCUCUGUGCCGCAGCAGGUGGGAGUGGCCACUGGCAGGGGGAAGCACAAACAAAAGACAGGAGGAGCCCAAUUGGUUCCCAGGGUGAUGACUUCAUCUACAGCCCCGCCCACUCAGACGAGCUGCCUGGCCAAUCUGCUCACUUCCAGAUCUCAAGAGCGAAAACCAUCGUUGAGUUUUGAUGCUCCAUCAGCAGGGUUAAAAGGCCGCAGACCAACGUCACCCAUCUCUCCGCGAAAGAGCAGCAGUCGUGGAGGAUCGCAGAUUUCCCACAAUCCCCCCUGGGCCUCUACUGCAGUCCCUCCACUGUCACCGUUACAUUGUCAGAUGCACAUGUCAACCCAUGGCCACAGCGGCAGCCCGCAGGGAAGCACCAUCUCCUCACUGCUCACGCAACAAACGCCACUUCUCAUCCCCAAAACAGAAGAACUUUCCCCAGGACAAAUGCACGCAAGUGACAGGACCAGUUUAACAGUUAGCUUUUCAGGAAACAUGGGACAGACAUCACCUACGAAUCCACCAGAGAAAAGCCCAGAGUCGUUGCCUGGACAAGCCAAGAUGGAGUCCACAAGAACGGACACACGACGGAUCACACACAUUUCUGCCGAGCAGAAGAGACGGUUCAACAUCAAGCUCGGCUUUGACACGUUACACAGUCUGGUGACGACUCUCAGCUCACAGCCCAGUAUAAAGAUCAGUAAGGCCACGACGCUGCAGAAGACAGCGGACUACAUCAGUAAGAUGCAGCAGGAGAGAGCUCAGCUCCACGAGGAGGCCCAGAGACUCCGAGACGAGAUCCUCACGCUUAACUCUGCCAUCAAUGUGUGUCAGCAGCAGCUUCCGGCUACAGGUGUCCCAAUAACACGACAGCGCUACGACCACAUGAGGGAGAAGUUCAGAGAGUACGUGAGGACUCAAACGCUGCAGAACUGGAAGUUCUGGGUCUUCAGCAUCCUCAUCGAGCCGCUGUUCGAGUCGUUUAACGGUAUGGUGUCCACAGCCAGUGUGGAUGAUCUGUGUCGCAGCACUCUGUCCUGGCUGGACCAGCACUGCUCUCUGCCCGCGCUCAGACCCACUGUUUUGAGCUCCCUCCGUCUGCUCUGCACCUCCACAUCAAUCCUCUCAGACCCCAGUCUGGUUCCCGAACAGGCCGUCCAGGCCGUCUCUCACGGACAUUCAUCCCACAGCUACAGCCAAUGACAGCACACGCUCUCAAAACCACAGCCAAUCACACGACCCACAUGCGCAUCCAAUCAGAACACUCGUCAACAGCAGCGACCAAUGGCAAUUUAUAGCCUCACAAAUGUAGCCAAUGAUGCUCUUUCCCACAAAUGUGCAAGUGUUUAUUGAUGGUAAAGUGACUACAGCUUUGGUUGAGUUUUUAUUAUUUAUAGGAAAACAGAGAUGAUGAUCAGAAUUGAUGCGGAGAAGAGAGGAAUUGAUGAUGUGUGCCAGAUUGAAACUCAGUGGGUUCAAUAUAUUGUGUUCAGUUUAUUUUUCACAUGCCGAUUAAUGCCCCAGCAUACAUUUUGUUCAAGUUCUGUUCAUGUUAUUGUUUUGUAAUUCUCAUAAAAUUAUCAGUCAGUGUGAGUGUGAUACAGUGGGGCAUACUAUUUAUAACUGUGCCUUGUUUAGGUUUCCACAUGUAAUUUCAGCUUUCAACAAUUCCUUGCAGGAAUAAAUGUUAGAUCUUUUUUUCUUAAAGUGUGUUUGUCUUACAGUGAUCAAAUGGCAAAUCGCACACAUACGGUGAGCUUUGGUGUCCCAUAAGAUUUUGUAAAGCAUUAGAGGCACAAAUCCCAUGUUUUUUUUCCCCUAUUUGUGAAACUAUUAUCUAGCGCACUGUAAAAUUUAACUAGAAUGAAAAUAAUUAAAAUGUUACAGAAAAUGUA